Messenger RNA from Xiphophorus couchianus (Monterrey platyfish), 4591 nucleotides. It is a transcript of the gene ppm1lb, whose product is annotated as protein phosphatase, Mg2+/Mn2+ dependent, 1Lb. Gene Ontology annotation, molecular function: protein serine/threonine phosphatase activity; cation binding. NCBI's taxonomy places the organism in Eukaryota, Metazoa, Chordata, Actinopteri, Cyprinodontiformes, Poeciliidae. Bases 512 to 1633 code for a protein of 373 amino acids. Gene Ontology annotation, biological process: protein dephosphorylation. The transcript is spliced from 4 exons. The record is from RefSeq and is a predicted model, not a curated record.
CUCAGAGUCGCAGUCAGUCGGUGUUGCCACCGGGAAUGGGCGGCUUUAAACGCUCGCUAUUUUCAGGACUGGGAACUCAAGCUGAGCUGGUCAGAGCAGACCUUCUUGCUGUGACUUUACUCUCGUAAGGUAACCCGAAACCAUACUUCAUUCAAAUUCCAAGCGAGUUUCUUCCCCUCCUCCGAGUGUCGGUGUGCUCGGACCGCAGUAGAUGAUCAACGCACAGCGGUUGGUGGCUCUCCGCCGCGGGGCUACAUGCUAGAAAUAAGCCGCCGGAGCACCGCGUCGGUUUCUGUGUGAAUACGUUGCCACUCUGUCGUCCGGGCCCCGUCUAGAAAUGCUCUAAAAAAAAAUUUAAAAAAAGUGUCGCCUUUAUUUUAUUUUGUUUUUCAUGGUGUGAAAACGCUCUGUUAAAUGUGCGUCGACAAAAGGCUAUGGAGUGAAAUCUGCGGCGGGCGCGAAGAACACAACGACCUGCAGUGGUUUCCCUGAGCUGCGUGUAAACAAAUAGAUGAUAGAGGAUACAAUGACCCUGCUAUCUCUUUUGGGUAGGAUCAUGCGUUAUUUUCUGCUCCGACCGGAGACCUUGUUCCUGCUGUGCAUCAGCCUAGCUCUCUGGAGUUACUUCUUUCACACGGACGAGGUGAAGACCAUCGUCAAGUCCAGCCGGGAUGCGGUCAAGAUGGUCAAGGGGAAAGUGGCGGAGAUGAUGCAGAACGAGCGCUUCGGCGGGCUGGACGUCCUGGACGCGGAGUUCUCCAAGACCUGGGAGUUCAAGAGCAACAAUGUGGCCGUGUACUCCAUCCAAGGCCGGCGGGAUCACAUGGAGGACAGGUUCCAGGUGCUCACCGACGUCGUGAACAAGAGCCACCCGUCCAUUUUUGGGGUUUUUGAUGGCCACGGAGGAGAGGCUGCUGCUGAAUUCGCUAAGACCCACCUGGCGGAGGCUCUGCGCAGGCAGCUACUGACCUACGAACGAGAGAGAGACCGAGACAGAGACAGAGAAAAAGACAAGGACGAAAAAAAGGAGAAAGGAGGCUCCUCCUAUCCGUCUAUCCUGGAGCAGCAGAUACUGACGUUAGACAGAGAAAUGCUGGACAAACUCUCUGCCAACUACAACGAAGCAGGCACUACUUGUCUGGUGGCUCUGCUGUCGGAUAAGGAGUUGAUAGUGGCCAACGUCGGAGACUCCCGGGGGGUUCUGUGCGAUAAAGACGGCAAUGCCAUUCCUCUGUCACAUGACCACAAACCUUACCAGCUCAAGGAACGCAAGAGGAUCAAGAAGGCCGGCGGUUUCAUCAGCUUCAACGGUUCAUGGCGCGUCCAGGGCAUCCUCGCCAUGUCCCGCUCUCUGGGCGACUAUCCGCUGAAAAACCUCAACGUGAUCGUCCCCGACCCCGACAUCAUGUCCUUUGACCUCAACAAGCUGCAGCCGGAGUUCAUGAUCCUGGCCUCGGAUGGCCUGUGGGACACCUUCAGCAACGAGGAGGCGGUCCGCUUCAUCAGGGAGCGACUGGACGAGCCACACUUCGGAGCCAAGAGCAUUGUCCUCCAGUCCUUCUACCGCGGCUGCCCCGACAACAUCACCGUCAUGGUGGUCAAGUUUAAAGGCAAGAUGGGUGAAAAAAAGUAAGGAAUUAAGCGAAGGGCAUCAGUUGGGAGGCAACUGAGUGAGAACUAUUCGCCACAGAUAUUUACAGCACUUUGCUCUUCAAACCUCACAUCAGCAUCCCCCAUGGUUUUUGUUUUUUUAAUAACAGACUGGUUAAUUUUAGGAUAGGCAUUACCUAUCGGGACGCUAAUGUGAGCAGGGUUGCUGUUUCGCGAAUUAAUAGAUUACGUUUUGUACAGCUGGGAAUUUUGAGAUUGAUUUGUCCUUUUAAAAAAGAAUUUUAAGAAGAAAUUCCAGCAGAUUUCUCUUUAUGUUAAACAAAAACAUGAACGUCUCUUUUGUUUUGCUGUCGAUUUUCUAGAGUGACGACGGCAGCAUGUUGGAGUAGCCAUUUCAGAUUCCGCUCUUUCUGUUACGUCUGUUUAUAAUGGGUUUUGGUUGAGGCAUCGCAUGUUUGAAUAAUUAUUCUUUUUGAUUUUGGAUGCUGUGCAGCUGGGAGAAUUUCUGCUCCAUUGUACUUUUGAACAGUUUUGAUGCGUAACUGUGGCAAGAAGGUGUUGUUUUAACAACUCGCAGCAGCUGAUUAGCAUGUUAGAGUUUCAAUUCCCUGAGGAGUUGAAAAAGGAGACUUCAGGCAGAGAGAGAAGGAGGAAGUUCAAACCAUCUCUUCCCUCAAUCUUAUUAGGCAAAGCUCAUAUCCCCUACUCCAACAUCUGUCUGCCCGACUUUCAAAUCAUACGGCAGUGCUUGCUAGCAAUUAAUUGCGUCAUAAAGGACAUGUUACUAUGGAAUAUAAUUUCUCCUGUCCGGAAAGUGAGCUGUUCGUUGUCAUAGAAGCUAUCAGACUUUCAUACAGCAACAGCCUUCAGUCAGAGGCCUCGUCAGAUUUGUUGCACGACUGACUGCUACUGGAGAUCCUUCCCGCCCAUAGCAUCACGAUCCACAACAGCUCUUUGGAGAAACUUGCAUAGGGCUGCACAAUUUAUAGCAAAUAUAUCACCAUCGCAAUAUGAAUGUGUGCAAUAUUCGCAUCGCAAAGGACUGUGGAGCGCAGUAAUUGACUGACACAUUAUUCAGUGUUAUAAAUGUUCAAAUAGGAGGCCAAUGAUGUUGCCCGAAUGCUAGCUCUCACAGUGAUGGAAGCACAGAUGAGAAGGACAGGAGAGAAGAAUUUAGGUAUAUAUGGAAACUGAUAUUGUCAUCGCAAUAUUUACCAACAUUCUCACUAGUGCAAAAUAUUCUAAUAUAGUGCAAAUCUAACAAAAAGAUGAACUCCCAAAAACGGACAAAAAUCAUACUUGUAAUAGUCACAUAAAGAAGUAAGGUCAGUGCAGAUUAAUUGUUAACAAGAUGGCAAAACUGCAGUAUAACUUGAGGUCUUAUUCAAGUCAUUAGUUGAAAUUUUCUUUAUUUUUCCAUAAAUAUAUCAGAGGGUUGGAAAAAAACUGCAAUGCAAGUUUUUUCCAAUAUUGUGUAGACCUAUACUUGAAUGAUACAACAUUUAAUCUCCCUUUAGGGAAGUUAAAGUGUUUUUGAAUAGAAUUGACAAAAAUAUGGCUGUCAUUUUUCCUUUGCUUAAUAUAUUUUAUAUGUUUGAUCUAUUUUUUUCUGAUUGAUCCAGCAUGACAUUUCUCUUGUCCAAUACACAUCACAUUCAUUAUUUCACAAAGUAUUAAAUAUUCUUGUCAUGAACGACAGAAAUGCUAAUGCUAUAUGACCCCUGAACCUGUACAGUAACAGAACUGACUGCUUUUAUAUCACAUUUAAUGUAUGUUGUGUAAGAAUAGAUGACUCUUUAGGUUGGGUUUCCCUGUUUUUUUAUGUAUUUUUUUGUUUGCUUUUUUAGUGCCAGGUUUCUGAUGGAUUUUCUUGUUCGCAUCUUUUAACACUGAUAUUGAUCAGCUCUGCUGCUUCAGCACAGCUCCGAUCUGUAUGAGUAAUAAUAACGUGGAACAUCAUAACCACAGUGUGUCGGAGAGGAACGAAAGGUUUCUGAGUCAGUCGUUCUUCGUACACAGUGAAUUAGUAAUGUAGUACUUCUCAUUACUGCUGACUGCUAAUUAUUUGUCCAGAAAGAUUUCCCUUCUUUUCUGACUCACAAGUACUUUAAUAAAGCCAGACAUAUGUAAAUUUGAUAAUUAUAAACACAUCUGACAAGAUAACUUCAUUAAUGUUAAGACGUGGAUAUGAGAUGGACAUGCUAGUAAAUUUUCCCAUCAUAUUUUUGUUACAUCUACAGUAAAUAGCGAUUAUGCUGUGACAGGUUAUUGCAAUGUGAUGUUUUUGGGAUACAAUUUCACCUUUUACUAAGACAAAGAUUCAAAUUUUAAGCAAGUUAAAAUUAUAUGAAUUUUUCUAUAAUUUUGGAAAAUAAGUUGUGUUAAGAUGUGGAUAAUAAGAUCUGUUGCCUUAUUAUUAUGUUCUGCCGCCAAAAGCGCUCGUCUCGUUGUUUCAUAGUUUUUAAGCAGGCGAUCGCGCCGCACACGAGGCUCGACCUUGUUGUCAUAUCUUGUAAAUCCAAACAUGGAGCAUUGAACGUCUCUGGGAGACGCAAAGUUGUAAGAUGAAUGUACAUACUGUCAAUGUGUUAAUAUCACCCAAACACGUUUACUACACAGAUUUAAAAAAGAAACGUAUGAAAGUUCACGUGUUUUCCUUAAUAAUAACAAUGAUAUUAAUGUAUCUAACAGAAUGUCUGUGGCAUUUGUACUUGUUUUUCUUGAUUUUAAUUAACUGUAAAAAAUAAAAACACACACAAUGUUAAUUUACGCUGUAAAUCAUAACGGUGAAAUUAAAGCAAUGAUUGUCAUUUUAUCUAGUUUUUUUAAAAGAAGAUCAUUUGUAGUUCAAAUUACAAACAUGAUUAGUCCUAGGAAAGUGUUGUGAAUAACUACCCCGAAAAAGUAUAAAAUGUAAUGUACAUUAUAUCCUGAAAAAGGAAUGGAAGCUCCAAUAAAAUAACAAAAAUAUAAAUAUGAU